Corticium candelabrum is the source of this 1292-nucleotide messenger RNA. RefSeq lists its product as uncharacterized. The coding region runs from base 495 to 1292 and encodes 265 amino acids. The transcript has a single exon. NCBI's taxonomy places the organism in Eukaryota, Metazoa, Porifera, Homoscleromorpha, Homosclerophorida, Plakinidae. Gene Ontology annotation, molecular function: nucleic acid binding. The record is from RefSeq and is a predicted model, not a curated record.
UAUACCGAGGGUCUGGCAAUUGCUGUAUUUGUUGUUGAUGUUGUUGUAUUUGUUGUUGUUGUUGUUGUUGUAUUUGUUGCUGUCGUUGUUGUAUUUGUUGUUGUUGUUGUUGUAUUUGUUGUUGUUGUUGUUGCAUUUGUUGAUGUUGUUGUACGAGUUGUUGUUGCUGUUGUUCUAUAAGUUGUUGUCGUUGUAUGAGUUGCUGUUGUCGGAAUAACGAAGUCUCAGACUCUGACCGUAUGCAGAGCUUUCAUUCUCUAUGUCAUAUGUAACAUCCAUAAAUUCCACGUACGCGUACAUUUAGCUAUAUAGUACACUCAAUCUAUUCAGUAUCUCAAUUUUGGUGUUUUCUUGCCCAUUUGCUUUAUAUAAUUAUAUAAUGUCUUCAACUGUUAUUGCAAAAACUGUAGCUAUUCAUACAGAUAGCUCAGAUACAAUUCAAGGAAGGAGCUCUAGAAAAAGGAUCGAUGCUAUAGAAGUUCUCACACAAACGGAUGAUCUGUAACGUCCAUGCCUUCUUUGAGCAAGUGAAGCGUGAUGGGCCAAUCAUGCUGGAAAGUGCAACAAAAAGAACGGCAAUGGCGAUGCAGGUAUCUGAACGCACUGUAUUCAGAGUUCAUCGCCAAGUAAACGUUGAAGGAGAUAUGCAUAGUCCCGCAAAGGAAGGCAAGAAGUCUGGUUCAGGUCCUGCCCAACAGGAGACUGACAACUUUCAAGGAGUCAUUCGUCGUAGAAUUCACCGGUUCUACACAGACAGAGAACUCCCAACGAUGGAUGAACUGAUUUUAGGUCUACAACAAGACAUAGAUUACUCAUACAGCAAACAAACACUUCUCAAAACAGUCAAGAAAAUGGGCUUCAAAUAUACAACACGCAACAAGAAAACAGCGUUGUACGAACAACACAGAAUUCUUGCUGCUCGUCAUCACUAUCUCAGACAAAUAAAGAAGUACAGAGACGAGGGAAGACCAAUAGUGUAUCUAGACGAGACAUGGCUCAACGCGCACCAUACCUUGGAACGAUGCUGGACUGACUACGACGGCAAAGGAGGUUUGAGAGUCCCAUCAGGAAAGGGUGGAAGACUCGUUAUUCUCCAUGCAGGGUGGAAAGAGGGUUGGAUUUCUAAUGCUGACCUCGUUUUCAGAGGAAAGAAAGGCGAAAUGAACACGGCCCACUCUAGGGAGUGGUUCAGAGAGAGGUCGAUUCCAAACCUUCCAGCAACUUCUGUUAUUGUUCUUGACAAUGCCCAGUAUCAUAAAAGCAAGAAACCCGGCUUCGCAGUACCUGACUGA